AUGAGACCUAUUCCGGACCUCCCAUUCUCUCGCAAAUCCUCAGAUCAUCCCUCAUCUUUAUCCCUCGAUCGCACUGCCACCCCUGCGACCUUCUUCUUAUCGCGCAGUCCACAUGUCGCGGAUCAUGAUUCCAAUGUAUCGUUAGAUAGCCCCGAGGAUGUCAAAGAGAAUGUGUAUGGAGUACAAAGCCUAGAUGCCUCUCUGUCCCUAUCAGAAUUCAAAUCCUUGCCCCGCGAUCACUCCGCAGACGGCCUGAAGCAGGAGACCGACGAUUUAGAAUCGCACCUCGCACAACGCCGGUCAAAAUUGAAGCCACUAAAUUCAGGCACCGUGGAAUCCUCUGAUUGUGCAUCUCCCAUUCAUACAGUGUCUCGGCCCUUAACCCCGCUUACGUUGGGCAUCCCUGAUGACUCAUGCUCGCUGCCUGGCAGUCCCAAAUCUAUAUCCAACCAGUCCUUUCGGCCACUCGAUGAUAUGUCUAUCACGGAUGAAAUUAACAGUCUAGCUGUCGGAUCUGGAGAUGAGGACGAAAUGCCCCAUGGGUCUCCAUUUUUGGCCCCAGGUGGGGCCUCCCAGCUUAUCAUGCCAAGCAUCAAAAUGCCUAGUCGGCGACCGUUCACCGAGCGAGGAAAAGCGAUGGGUCGAUUCAAGGUUCUUUUGGCUGGCUCUCCUGGUUCUGGUAAGACCUCGUUGAUCAAGUCUAUCGUUCAGACAUGCGACGAUAUUGUACAUGUCGAUACCAUCCCACAGGGGACAUCUUCGGGACGUCGCAGACCUUCCCGGCCCCGGUCUCGGGGGGCAUUGACUACCACUACGGAAAUUUAUGCGAGCACAAAACCUUAUCCUCCAUGGUGGUCGGAUCUGGAAGAUUCACGCGUGCUCCAGCGGCGAAGAAGCAUCGGGGAAAUCGUGUUAGAGAGGAACCUCUGUUUUGUGGACACACCCGCAACGAACUUAAGCCCGGCAGGCCAAGGCGACGCCAUUGGGCAGUAUAUGAGACAACAAUUCUUCCGUGCGACCAAUGCGCUCAGUGGGUCUAGCGUUGAUUUCCAAAACCUACUAGCCGGGAAUGGUGGAUCCCAGGUGGAUGCCAUCUUAUAUUUGAUUUCCUAUCAUACCCUCUCAACAGACGUGGAAUGCAUCCGCAAACUCUGUGAGCUAAGCAAUGUAAUCCCAAUAGUACCCAAAUCAGACACCCUUACACCAACUCAAAUCACCAACUUGAAACUCCGCUUCCACGAACAAGCUCGCGAGGCCGGAAUCAAACCAUUCCUAUUCGGUGAUUCGCCGAAUGGCCUAGACAGGCUCGGAUCUCUACCCCCAUAUGCGGUCUCCUCCGCGAAAGCAAUCGACACGGAAACAAUGGAUGCAAGCACCCUAAUGAGUCCAGACUACGUUCAACCUCUCGUGUCCUCCGAACUAGACGCCUUAGUCGACAAAAUAUUCGAUCGUGACAAUCUAGCCUGGAUGCGCCAUUCCGCGGCAAAGAAACUCCUCCGGCACUGUAGAGACUCAUAUCCGAUCCCGCCCUCAAUGCCGUUACCCAACGCGCAGCCGGGUCCUGCCACAAGUGGGUCCGCAUAUGCAUCUAGCAACUGGCGUUCCGUCUCGGGAACAUCCAUCUCGUCCGGCUCCCCGCCGGGCUAUGCCAUGGCCCGCAUCGCAGACUACACCCGACAUGAGGAGCAUAUGGCGCAGGUCCGCCUUGCCCAGUGGGCGACAGACCUACAGCGCAGCUUGCGAAACGAGCGCGAUCGAUACAACUCGCUGGCUCGCGGGGAGCGCGCCGUAUGGCUCACCGAGCGGUUGGGCGAGUGUGUUGUCGAUGGGUCGUUGGUACCUAUCUCGCAGACCACAGGCUUCUGUGGGUUACAUGGCCCCAUUGGCGAGAAGAGUCCUGGGAAGUUUCAGGCCAUGCACUCGCAUACCGGUUCCGGUGCAUAUCGCUUCGCGACUUUCAGUCCGCGUGACCCGCUUGGCGUGAUUAGCUGGAUCGACGACCUCGGACACCGGAGCUGGAUGCUUGUGCAGAUUGUUGGGACUGUAGGGGUUGUCGGUGGGUUGGCGCUCUGGCUUGCGCGCAACUGGGGCUUACCGACGCACAGUCUCUCGGAUUUGCGGGUUGAUUACUGGUGUGGUACUAUUGAACGGUAG
This is a messenger RNA of Penicillium digitatum Pd1, 2154 nucleotides long. RefSeq lists its product as uncharacterized. Gene Ontology annotation, cellular component: cell division site; septin complex; microtubule cytoskeleton. The record is from RefSeq and is a predicted model, not a curated record. Gene Ontology annotation, biological process: cytoskeleton-dependent cytokinesis; intracellular protein localization. Lineage: Eukaryota; Fungi; Ascomycota; Eurotiomycetes; Eurotiales; Aspergillaceae. Gene Ontology annotation, molecular function: molecular adaptor activity; GTP binding; GTPase activity.